AUGACACACUCAAAGUACUUCAUGACCACCAAGAAAGGGGAGAUCUUUGCGCUGAAGGCAGAGCUUUCCAGCGACAAGAAGGAGAAGAAGGAGGCAGUGAAGAAAGUAAUCGCCUCCAUGAUUGUGGGCAAAGAUGUCAGUGCCUUCUUCCCGGACAUGGUGAACUGCAUGCAGACAGACAACCGGGAGCUGAAGAAACUGGUGUACGUGUACUUGAUGAACUACGCUAAGAGCCAGCCCGACAUGGCUAUCAUGGCUGUCAACACCUUUGUGAAGGACUGUGAGGACCCCAAUCCCCUGAUCCGAGCCCUGGCCGUGAGAACCAUGGGCUGCAUCAGUGUGGACACGAUCACAGAAUACCUGUGUGAGCACCGGAAGUGCCUGAAGGAUGAGGACCCCUAUGUACGCAAGACAGCAGCUGUGUGUGUGGCCAAGCUCCACGAUAUUAAUGCCCAGCUGGUGGAGGACCAAGGCUUCCUGGAAACCCUGAAUGACCUCCUCUCUGACUCCAACCCCAUGGUGGUGGCAAAUGCAGUGGCUGCCCUCUCGGAGAUUGCCUAGUCUCACCCCAGCAGCAACCUGCUUGACCUGAACCCACAGUCCAUCAACAAGCUGCUCACUGCCCUGAACGAGUGCACCGAGUGGGGCCAUCUCUUCAUCCUCGACUGCCUGGCCAACUACACGCCCAAGGACAACCAUGAAGCCCAGAGCAUCUGCGACCGGGUCACCCCCAGACUGUCCCAUGCCAACUCCGCAGUGGUGCUGUCUGCUGUGAAGGUGCUGGUGAAGUCCAUGGAGAUGUUGUCCAAGGACCUAGACUACUACGGUACGUUGCUCAAGAAGCUGGUCACACUGCGCUCAGCAGAGCCUGAGCUACAGUACGUGGCCCUGCACAACAUCAACCUCAUCGUGCAGAAGAGGCCUGAGAUCCUGAAGCACGACAUGAAGGUUUUCUUCGUGAAGUACAAUGGCCCCAUCUACGUGAAGCUGGAGAAGCUGGACAUUAUGAUCUGCCUGGCCUCGCAGGGCAACAUUGCCCAGGUGUUGGCAGAACUGAAAGCGUAUACGACAGAGGUGGAUGUGGACUUUGUGUGGAAGGCUGUGCGAGCCAUUGGCCGCUGUGCCAUCAAAGUGGAGCAAUCCGCAGAGCGCUGUGUGAGCACGCUGCUCGAUCCCAUCCAGACCAAGGUCAACUAUGUGGUCCAGGAAGCCAUUGUGGUCGUCAAAGACAUCUUCCGCAAGUACCCCAACAAGUACGAGAGUGUGAUCGCCACGCUGUGCGAGAACCUAGACUCCCUGGACUAGCCCGAGGCCCGGGCUGCCAUGAUCUGGAUCGUGGGCGAGUACUCCGAGCGCAUCAACAAUGCCGACGAGCUGCUGGAAAGCUUCCUCGAGGCCCAUGAUGAGAGCACCCAGGUCCAGCUGCAGCUCCUCACUGCCAUUGUCAAGCUUUUCCUGAAGAAGCCCACCGAGACCCAGGAGCUGUUGGUGCAGCAGGUCCUCAGCCUGGCCACGCAGGACUCAGAUAACCCGAACCUGCGGGACCGCUGCUACAUUUACUGGCGCUUGCUCUCCACCGUCCCAGUAGCCUCCAAGGAGGUGGUGCUGGCGGAGAAGCCGCUCAUCUCUGGGGAGACGGACCUCAUGGACCCCACGCUCCUGGAUGAGCUCAUCUGCUACAUCGGCACGCUGGCCUCUGUCUACCACAAGCCACUCAGCGCCUACGUGGAGGGCGGCCAGGGUGUCCUGCAUAAGAGCUUCCCCCGCCCCCGCACUGCCUGGAGUGAGAGCACAGAGAGCCCCGAGGCAGCCCCCACUGGAGCCCCUUCUGCUGAGCAGGCCGAUGUCAUCCCCCCUCAGGGCGACCUGCUGGGAGACCUCCUCAACUUGGACCUUGGCCCCCCAGUGAGCGGCCCACCCCUGGCCACCACCUCAGUGCAGAUGGGACCUGUGGAUCUUCUUGGCGGGGGCCUCGACAGUCUGAUCACAGGCACCAAUUCCACUGCCCAGCCAGCAGCAGUGUCAGCCACCCUGGGAGCUCCCAGGGGCAGCGGCCUGAUAGACCUCUUUGACCUGAGCAGUGGUGUGGGUUCCCUAUCAGGAUCCUAUGUGGCCCCCAAAGCAGUCUGGCUUCCUGCCAUGAAGGCCAAGGGGCUGGAGAUCUCGGGCACCUUCACGCGCCUGGUGGGCUCCAUCACCAUGGACCUCCAGCUGACCAACAAGGCCCUGCAGGCCAUGGCCAACUUCGCCAUCCAGUUCAACCGCAACAGCUUUGGCCUGGCCCCCGCCGCCCCCCUCCAGGUCCAUGCACCACUCAGCCCCAACCAGAGCGUGGAGAUCUACCUGCUUCUCAGCACGGUGGGCUCAGUUAUGAAGAUGGAACCGCUGAACAAUCUCCAGGUGGCCGUGAAGAACAACAUUGACGUUUUCUACUUCAGUACCCUAUACUCCCUACACACCUUCUUUGUGGAGGAUGGGAAGAUGGGCCGCCAGAUGUUCGUGGCCAAAUGGAAGGACAUUCCCAAUGAGAAUGUAGCCCAGUUCCAGAUCAGAGAUUGUCCCCUCAAUUCAGAGGCUGUGAACACCAAGUUGCAGAGCAGCAACAGCUUCACCGUUGCCAGAAGGACCGUGGAGGGCCAGGACAUGCUGUACCAGUCCCUGAAGCUGACCAAUGGCAUCUGGGUGCUGGCCGAGCUGCGGGUCCAGCCAGGCAACCCCAGCCUCAUGCUGUCCCAGAAAUGUGGAGCGCCAGAGGUGUCCCAGCACGUGCACCAGGCCUACGAGACCAUCCUCAAGAACUAAGGCCCAU
Messenger RNA from Echinops telfairi (small Madagascar hedgehog), 2809 nucleotides. RefSeq names its product AP-1 complex subunit beta-1-like. Gene Ontology annotation, cellular component: membrane coat; clathrin adaptor complex. The record is from RefSeq and is a predicted model, not a curated record. NCBI's taxonomy places the organism in Eukaryota, Metazoa, Chordata, Mammalia, Afrosoricida, Tenrecidae. Gene Ontology annotation, biological process: vesicle-mediated transport; intracellular protein transport. Gene Ontology annotation, molecular function: clathrin binding.